Messenger RNA from Heterobilharzia americana, 1470 nucleotides. NCBI's taxonomy places the organism in Eukaryota, Metazoa, Platyhelminthes, Trematoda, Strigeidida, Schistosomatidae. The record is from the annotation of a GenBank genome assembly.
AUGUUGUAUGCAGAUAUAACUGGCAUAGAUACAAAGCCAAGAUAUUUAUAUAAUAUACAAGAUGAAACAAUCAACGACUCCAUGACUAUUGCUAUAAAAGACAUUAUGAAAGUAUUGGAAACAUUGAAUCAUCUUUCUACCAAGGAAUACAAAUCUAUUGAUGGUGAUGACGAAGAAGAAGUAGAAGACAUAGAGAAGAAUGUUGAAAUUAUUCGAUAUCCACAAAUUAAUUCAGAGUAUAAAAAUAUCCCGUGUAAUUUUAAAUGUUUCCUUCGACCUAAAAUAAAUAGUAGAGAAUACAGAAAAGUAUCUGAAACAGCUUUACAUUUACCAGAUAAAAAUAUCGCUAUUUUAGAUUGUUUUAAUUCAACUAUAUUUAAUCAAACUACUGAUAAUAAUAUAUUGAGUAGUAAAUGGAAUAAAUCAAUAACAAGUCAGUGUGUUACACAUUUCACCUCUCGUUUAUUACAUAUUGUUAUAGGAACCUUAUCAAAUGAAUCAGACAGCAACUUUUUCACAUUUACUUCUGAUCGAAUGAGUACUAUAAUAUAUAAUUAUAUUUUAAAUUAUAUUAAACCUAUAACUGAUCUUUAUCUUACACUAGCUUUACCAAUGUUUAGAUUGGAUAGAAAUGAUUUCAAUAAAUUAUCACCAUGGUUAAGAUAUAUUUCAUUAGAUGGUAAAAUGUUACGUCACUUAGAUGUUAUGCUUGUUGCAAAUUUAUCUUUAGAUUAUUUUAUUAUACAGGAUUGUGUAAGAAAAGAAGAGACAAUGAUUAAUCCACGUGAAUCUUCAUUACCAGAUUCAAGAAUUGAAUUAACCAGGAAUAAUGAUAAUAAUAAUAAUAAUAAUGAAAAUGAAUGUUUAGUUUAUUGGAGGUAUUCUUGUCCAAAUUAUCCAGAAUUUAUAUUGGUAGCUGAUUUAAAAGUUCAUGAACGACGAUGUCCAAUAAAUACAAAACACUUUUAUACAGUAUCAUUGAAGAAAACAUUAGAUAAUGAAAAAUAUUUUCAACAAGUACCUAUUAUGACUACACAAUCGAUAAAUAAUAAUAAUCUUCGUGCAAAACGAUCACCAAAACGUUCUAAAUCUAGGAUAUCAUCAUUUUCUACUUCAUACACAACAUUAUCAUCAUCAUCAUCACCUACUACUGAAGACAGAACUACUAAACUACCAUCUACCAUAUCAACACCUCAACUUACCAAACAGUUUACUUCUAUUUCACCACAAAAUCAAACAUUAACUGAAUCAUGUGCUUCAAUGAGUAAGUUCAUAACCGUAUUAGAAGGCUACUUAAGUAGACAAAGUGAUAAUGACUGUGAACAGAAGUUGGUUUGGCUGAGAAAUACAAUAACAGUUCUGGUUGCUAUCUUACUUCUAAUGACUAUGAUUCUUUUAGCAGCAUUAAUUAUUCUGAGUUAUUUUAUUAGACAAUAUACAAUAUUACAACGUGAGAAUAAAAUGAGAUGA